UACUUUUAGAAAUUCAUGUAUAUUCGACAACAACAAACACAAGUAAACACGUGUAACUGACAUUUCACAAAAUCUAAAACUUUUUAUUGGCUUUCGUGGUAUUUGCUGCAGUGGGGAAAAAGGUAAAUUUUUCGAUGGAACUUGUUCAACCCUCGAAGGUGCCGCAGGGCGGCGCCUCGAGUACCGCCAGCAAGAAGGAGCAUGAUCCGGCUUAUCGCAAGUUGCGUCAGCUGAUCAUCAAGCUACCGAUGGGCGAUCAGAUAGUACUCUAUCGUAACCAUCAGGAGGUGCAACAGGUCUGCGAUAGCAUCUGGCGGAGCACACAUAAGCGCCUGGACUUCCGGCAGCUGGACCAGGAACUGAGCGGCGAUUCACUGAGCUACUUUCUCAACAACAUGAUGGAUAAUUUUCGGUAUGUGUAUUUCACAGCGGAUCGCCUCCAGGAGAAUCUCAAUGUGCUGGAACGUGCCGGAGUCAAGUCACUCAACAAUGUACAGCACUGCGAGCUGUUGCUCAGCCAGGAGCCUACGCCCAAAGCAAAGUCCAAGCGACAACAACGUGACACGGGAGCAGGCGAUGCCGGACUCGGCAGGGUCGUGGGCAUCGCUGCGGUCCUGGGCGGCUCAAUGAUGCCACAAUGGCCACUGCAUGCCUUGCCGAAAAUGCUGCGCAAUCUUCGUCGCCUCAAGGUGCAUUGCGAGGUGCAGGUACACUUUAUUGAGCAGUUCCCACAGCUGGAGCUGCUGGUGCUGAAUGGCGAAGUGGCCCAAUCGGCCCUCACAGGCAUUCUGGAGCGCUGCAAGCAGCUGAAACGACUGUUCAUCAAGUGCAAAACGGCACCGCCAAGUCUGCAAGGCAUCACCGGUUGCCACCGCCUGCAGGACAUCUCGCUGCCCAUGGUGCUCUUUAUGCAGGCUCGCGAACAAGUCUUGGCAUUGCCCGCACUGCAUUUGCUGGAGCUGACUUUUGCCGGCCAAAAUCCCGAGAUGACCAUCGACUGUCUGCGAUAUGUGCUGGACGCCAAGUCGACCGUCAUUGAGAUUGUUCAAGUGAAUUGCGCGAGCUUUGACGGGCCGCACUGGCUGCGCGAUGCUGGCCUGGGACGCUGCAGCCGGCUGCAAGGUCUGGUGCUGAACAAUUGCUGUUUCCAUGAUCGCGAGAUAACUGAACUGAACAUGCCACGAGUAGAAAAUUAUUUGGUAUUGAGCGGCUGUCCGGAUCUCAAGGAGUAUCAGCUGCUUGAUGUGAUCAAAAAGUGUCCGAGCCUCUCCGAGCUCUACCUAAUCGACUGUCCACAGCUUACCGGCAAAGUGCUGCACGGCAUUUAUCGUAUACGAUGCAGUGAGAAGCUCGAUUAUCCCAUUAGCAUUAUUCUUAGCCGCUGCGAUACCAUAAGCAAAGAUUAUCAGGACACGUAUGCCGACUAUUGGUACUUUAAGCUUCCAGUUCUUAAGCUGGAUCGCCUGCUUGAAGAGAAUCGGCCAAUCGAAGAUAUGCAGUUAUUCUUUUAUAAGAACGUCAGCCCUGCUUGAUUUAUCAUACUUAUAUAUACUAUUUAAAUGGCAUGUUGCCCCCCAAUUAGAGAUGAUGUGUUCCGCAAAAUAUUCAAAAGUCUACAAAAAUAUGAUUAGUGUGUGUCUUUGGUGAGAAUUGAUCUCAACGAUUCGUUCGUCUCAAUUAUUGCUGUUAACGGUUGCCCUUCCUUGAAGUGUACUGAUUUCCUGUUCAAGUAAAGUAGUAUACAAAAAUUAUUUAUCGUACAUUAUUAGGCUGACUCGUGGCCUCCUUCGACUUUACAAACCUAAGACUACAAAAAUUCCACAUCAAUGCCAAAUAAUUGGUUUUUUCUGCUUGUAUAUCUCGCCCGCUUCGACCGCCUUUUUCCCCCAAGAUAAACAAU
This is a messenger RNA of Drosophila hydei, 1900 nucleotides long. RefSeq lists its product as uncharacterized. The record is from RefSeq and is a predicted model, not a curated record. Bases 135 to 1532 code for a protein of 465 amino acids. The transcript is spliced from 2 exons. Lineage: Eukaryota; Metazoa; Arthropoda; Insecta; Diptera; Drosophilidae.